Molecule: messenger RNA, 1716 nt
Organism: Periconia digitata
Lineage: Eukaryota; Fungi; Ascomycota; Dothideomycetes; Pleosporales; Periconiaceae
Source: the annotation of a GenBank genome assembly
GCGAGUUACGACAUACACUACGCCGCAUUACCAACACGUCUUGGAAUUGUAUACUUCCCCUCGCCAGCAGAACAGUUUUCUUCUGACUAUCGCUUUCUAAAAACUGAGAGCCAUCAAGGAAUACCUGCGACCACACCAAAAACCAAUAACCCAAUCAUCAGAUACGAGGAACCAUUGAUACCAGUAAAGCUCAUCUUUACGCCCGACUACAUGGAGCCUCGAAAGAUACCUGGUUUCUACUUUGACCCGGAGAAGAAAAAGUACUUCCAAAUUCAGGCUGCCCAUCACGCGCCUGCAGCAGAUUCCAAAUACUCUACGGAUAACAUUUUGAAAGAGAAAAAGAAAGAAACACUACGAAAAAAUGCAGAACAGAAGGAGAAGAAGGUACGAAGCGAGACAAUCGUCCGGCGGCUUCGAGACGAUCCUAUCAUGUCUGCUAGUUUAGACCGGGAAAUGGGAUUGAGGAAAACAUCCUACUACAUGCGUACAGCCUGGCCUAAUGCCUUUGCAUCACGCAUGUCGACAAGACCGAAGGUGAUUGUCGACCGUCCCGUCGGGUCUUUUGUCCACUUAUUCGAUGUUGAUCCAAACACAAGGACUAUCUAUGCGGUGCAUGCGGAGAAUCAGAUCAAGCGACGGCGAACACACACUCCUCAGCUUCCAGCAGCCCCCGUCAUGGACUCGCCGCCUGCUGACGCUGGCGACACCACAACCUAUUUUACCUUGAAUGAAUAUACGAUGGAGCCCUGGGAUGAACUUCAUCGCUUGACUUCGCCAAUUUCUUCAUUGCAAUAUCUACCAAGAUCAGGUGCGUUGGCCGCGACUACAUACGGCUCUGACAGGCCUCCCACUAUACAUUUCUCGGAUCCUGAGCGAGACGGCCCUUACGUUGCCGAACAGUUCACACCUCAGGAUACUGCCAGCAUAUGGACGGCUAGGGCGCGACCAAUAUCUUUUAUUGAUUCACCCUCGGCUAUACGUGACAACUCAACGCCGGCAAAUGAUACCGACCACUUGGCUAUUGGUACGUCAAAGGCUUUGCUGCUAUUUCAGCGUUUACCGACCGGGCUAUGGGACUGUGCGACAGUCUUUGAAUCCGAUGUCGAUGUAUUGGCAGUAGAUUGGAUGGCACCCACAACGAUAGUCACGGGUUGCCGUGAUGGUAACAUCCACCUCCACGAUAUACGCUCUCGAGGAUCUUCGAACAUACUCAAACAUCCAUACCCCAUCUCAUCAUUGAAGCGUGCCGAUGACCCGACGCGGCUCGUCUGUGCCGGUCUUCAAGACUCGCUAUGCCUAUACGACAUUAGAUUCUCAAGGCGCUCGAAAUCGCCAGAUGCAAGCUCUUCCGAGACAAAACACCGGGGAAAUCGCAGUAGGAAGAAAAGAAGGAAAAUUCAGCAUAACGCAUACGAAAAUUCGUCGCAGCCUGUCCUCACCUUUGUUCAUUCAAAUGCCUACGAGACACAGUCAGCCAUGGAUAUUCAUCCGCAAUUGGGCCUGAUUGCAGCGGCACAGUACAACGUAGACACAGCAGUGCGAAUCCACAAUCUUUGGACAGGAAAGGUGGUGAAGCAAAUCGAGCGGAAUGGUCUUCGGCAAGGUGGACAGAAAUACCUGUCAGAUGUGCAAUGUCUGAAAUUCGUGGAUGCGGAACAGGACGGCGUCGAGCUGUGGUCGAAUUGGGGCGGCAGUAUUGUCAAGUUUAACUUAUAG